Molecule: messenger RNA, 8878 nt
Organism: Mus caroli (Ryukyu mouse)
Lineage: Eukaryota; Metazoa; Chordata; Mammalia; Rodentia; Muridae
Gene: Srgap3
Product: SLIT-ROBO Rho GTPase activating protein 3
Biological process (GO): signal transduction
Molecular function (GO): protein binding
Source: RefSeq, a predicted model, not a curated record
CUCAGCCAGCCCUGCAGGGUGAGCAGUCCAGCCCUGGGUCCAGCAGAGCUAAAACGCUACAGCCGGGAAAACUUCCACCUCCCUCUCCUGGUUUUGAUCCUCACCGUCCAGCAGACCCGAGGCGCCGAUCGACCGGAGGGAGGAUGAGAGAUGACCGGUCCUUUGGCAACCUGACCAUUUCCUUAGCAGAGCCUUCCAAAGCGAACCGGAGACUGGCCACACGACCCAGGAGGCGCCGCGCCUCUUGUGGAUGUGUGUGUAUGAGUGAGCAAGCGGGUGUGUGUGUGUGAGUGAGGGUGUGUGUGUGUAUGCGUGUGUGUGUGCGCGCGUGUGUGUAUGCGCGCGCUUGUGGUGUGGAUGGGUGUGUGCACAGCACAAUUGCGUGGAAGCGUGUCUGGGUGAGCGUGUGUGUGCACUCGUGAAUGUGUUUGUGUGUGUGUGUGUGUACGUGUGUGUGUGUUUGUGUGUGCUCUUGGCUGCUAUUAUUAUUAUUUUGGAAGAAAAAUCCUGGAAAUCUGGGGCAGGUUAUGGUACUCCCAGGGUGACUUCUUUUGCGAGAGGAGCUGACCAGAGCAAGCCACUAGAGCCAUUUCCCUGCCAGCAGAGAGCAUUUUCCUCCCAGAAGAAGGAUUUCAACCCCGGGGCUUUGCAGCCAAGUAAAAGAGAUUAGCCCUGAAACCUGUGAAAUCGACCAUUGCUGUGUGAUUACCCAGGCUUGGGAGAGGACUUGGAGAGAGAAGGAGAAAUAGAUCAAACAGCCUGUCAGUUCUCUUUGCCACGUCGGAAGAUGUCAUCUCAAACUAAGUUCAAGAAAGACAAAGAGAUCAUUGCUGAAUAUGAAGCCCAAAUAAAAGAGAUCCGCACGCAGCUGGUGGAGCAGUUCAAAUGCCUGGAGCAGCAGUCCGAGUCGAGGCUGCAGCUGCUGCAAGACUUGCAGGAGUUCUUCCGCAGGAAAGCUGAGAUCGAGCUGGAGUAUUCCCGCAGCCUGGAGAAGCUGGCUGAGCGCUUCUCCUCCAAGAUUCGCAGCUCCCGGGAGCACCAGUUCAAGAAGGAUCAAUACCUCCUCUCGCCUGUGAACUGUUGGUAUCUAGUACUGCAUCAGACUCGGCGGGAGAGCCGAGACCAUGCCACCCUCAACGACAUCUUCAUGAACAAUGUCAUCGUCCGCCUCUCCCAGAUCAGUGAAGAUGUCAUCAGACUCUUCAAAAAGAGCAAAGAGAUUGGCCUGCAGAUGCAUGAGGAGCUGCUGAAGGUCACCAACGAGCUCUACACGGUCAUGAAAACCUACCACAUGUACCAUGCAGAGAGCAUCAGUGCAGAAAGCAAGCUGAAGGAGGCUGAGAAGCAGGAGGAGAAACAGUUUAACAAGUCAGGAGAGCUGAGCAUGAACCUGCUCCGGCACGAGGACAGACCCCAGCGCCGCAGCUCCGUGAAGAAGAUUGAGAAGAUGAAGGAGAAGAGGCAGGCCAAGUAUUCUGAGAACAAGCUCAAGUGCACGAAGGCCCGGAAUGAUUACCUGCUGAAUCUGGCAGCCACCAAUGCAGCUAUCAGCAAAUACUACAUCCAUGAUGUCUCUGAUCUCAUCGAUUGCUGUGAUUUGGGCUUUCACGCCAGCCUGGCCCGCACCUUUCGGACCUACCUCUCAGCAGAAUAUAACCUGGAGACCUCUCGCCAUGAGGGCCUGGACGUCAUAGAGAAUGCAGUGGACAACCUGGACUCCCGGAGUGACAAGCACACAGUCAUGGAUAUGUGCAGCCAGGUCUUUUGCCCUCCACUCAAGUUUGAGUUCCAGCCCCACAUGGGGGAUGAGGUUUGCCAGGUCAGUGCACAGCAGCCUGUCCAGACGGAGCUGCUCAUGCGGUACCACCAGCUGCAGUCCAGGCUGGCCACUCUCAAGAUUGAGAACGAAGAGGUUCGGAAAACCCUGGAUGCCACCAUGCAGACCUUACAGGACAUGCUGACUGUGGAAGACUUCGAUGUCUCUGAUGCCUUCCAACACAGCCGAUCUACAGAGUCCAUAAAGUCAGCUGCUUCUGAGACCUACAUGAGCAAAAUCAACAUCGCCAAAAGGAGAGCCAACCAGCAGGAAACAGAAAUGUUUUAUUUUACAAAAUUUAAAGAAUAUGUGAAUGGCAGUAACCUCAUCACCAAGCUGCAAGCCAAGCAUGACUUACUCAAGCAGACCCUGGGUGAAGGGGAGAGAGCAGAGUGCGGCACGACCAGGCCCCCCUGUCUUCCCCCUAAACCACAGAAAAUGAGGAGACCUAGGCCUCUUUCAGUGUAUAGCCAUAAACUCUUUAACGGCAGUAUGGAAGCGUUCAUUAAGGAUUCAGGACAAGCUAUACCACUUGUAGUUGAGAGCUGUAUUCGAUUCAUCAAUUUGUAUGGACUCCAGCAGCAGGGGAUCUUCAGAGUUCCAGGGUCUCAGGUUGAAGUCAAUGACAUCAAGAAUUCCUUUGAGAGAGGUGAAGACCCCCUCGUGGAUGACCAAAAUGAGCGAGAUAUCAAUUCAGUUGCUGGUGUUUUAAAACUGUAUUUCCGAGGACUGGAAAACCCACUCUUUCCUAAGGAAAGGUUUCAAGAUUUGAUAUCUACUAUUAAACUGGAGAACCCAGCUGACAGGGUGCACCCAAUCCAGCAGAUCCUCAUCACCCUGCCCCGCGUGGUCAUUGUGGUCAUGAGAUACCUCUUCGCUUUCCUCAAUCACCUUUCCCAGUACAGUGAUGAGAACAUGAUGGAUCCCUACAACUUGGCCAUCUGCUUCGGGCCCACCCUCAUGCACAUCCCCGAUGGGCAGGACCCUGUCUCCUGCCAGGCGCAUGUCAAUGAAGUCAUCAAAACGAUCAUCAUCCACCAUGAAGCCAUCUUCCCCAGCCCGAGGGAGCUAGAGGGACCCGUAUACGAAAAAUGCAUGGCUGGAGGGGAAGAGUACUGUGACAGCCCACACAGUGAGCCGGGGACCAUUGAUGAAGUUGACCAUGACAAUGGCACGGAGCCUCACACCAGUGACGAAGAAGUGGAGCAGAUUGAGGCCAUCGCCAAGUUUGACUAUGUGGGGCGGUCCCCUCGUGAACUAUCCUUCAAAAAAGGGGCCUCACUACUCCUGUAUCACCGUGCCUCAGAGGACUGGUGGGAGGGCCGCCACAACGGUGUAGAUGGACUCAUCCCUCAUCAGUACAUAGUUGUACAGGACAUGGACGAUGCCUUCUCCGAUAGCCUGAGCCAAAAGGCUGACAGCGAGGCCAGCAGUGGGCCACUGCUGGAUGACAAGGCCUCCUCCAAGAAUGACCUCCAGUCCCCCACAGAGCACAUCUCUGAUUACGGCUUUGGGGGGGUGAUGGGCCGAGUGCGACUACGGUCCGACGGAGCAGCCAUCCCCAGGCGCCGAAGUGGGGGCGACACACACAGCCCACCCCGGGGCUUGGGUCCCAGCAUAGACACGCCACCCCGAGCUGCUGCCUGCCCCAGCAGCCCCCACAAAAUCCCCCUCAGCCGGGGACGGAUCGAGAGCCCUGAGAAGAGAAGGAUGGCGACCUUCGGGAGCGCUGGCAGCAUCAACUACCCUGACAAGAAGGCGCUGACAGAAGGGCUCUCCAUGAGGUCGACUUGCGGCUCCACGCGACACAGCAGCCUAGGGGACCACAAGUCCCUGGAGGCUGAGGCCCUGGCAGAAGACAUCGAGAAGACCAUGAGCACCGCUCUGCAUGAGUUGCGGGAACUUGAGAGACAGAACACUGUCAAGCAGGCACCAGAUGUGGUGCUGGACACCCUGGAGCCCCUGAAGAAUCCACCAGGCCCCAUCAGCUCAGAGCCCGCCAGCCCCCUGCAUACCAUUGUCAUCCGAGACCCUGAUGCUGCUAUGCGCCGAAGCAGCAGCUCAUCGACAGAGAUGAUGACCACCUUCAAGCCAGCCCUGUCAGCUCGCCUGGCUGGUGCCCAGCUGCGUCCGCCCCCCAUGCGUCCGGUCAGACCUGUGGUCCAGCACCGAUCCAGCAGCAGCAGCAGCUCAGGUGUGGGCAGCCCGGCAGUGACACCUACGGAGAAGAUGUUUCCUAAUAGCUCCUCGGACAAGUCUGGCACCAUGUGACCUGCAGGACUGGUGACACUGCCAUGGCCCACUGCAGCACACCAAGGCCUAGGGUGGCCUCAGUGGCUUCCACUAGCUUCCCAGGGAUCUCCUGGCCUUGGAGGGCAGAUCCUGGAAGGUCAGCCUGGGAGGGUGUAUGUCUGUGGAGAGCAGAGGCCCAGGCGUUAGCUGCAACUCCCGCUCAGCCAUGUGAAUGCCACAGACCUCUUGUGGGCAAACAGACAUGCCAAGGAAUGCUGGAGCAAGAUCAGUCCCAAGGACAGUGGUUCCUAAGAUUGAGGCAGAUGCUUACCAGCUUCUCAUAUUGUCACUGGAAAAUUAUUCUCUCGAUAUUCUCUACAUACGUAUAUAUGUGUGUGUAUAUAAAUACACGCAUAUAUACGCAUAUGUGUACGUAUGUGUCUGUAGGUGUGUGUAUAUAUAUAUAUUUAUGCAUCUAUAUACAUAUACUAGAGAGCUGGACAUACACACAUGCUAACUGUAUAUAGACGCUCCUUUUUUUUUUCUUUUUAUGAAACUUAGAUUUACCUCAGACCCAUGCCACCAAACAUCUCCCACUCUUACUUGGUGGGAUUUGCAGGGACUUCUCUGGGAGAACUUAGAGGCCCCACAGUAACUGCGAACGAAGCAAUAUACCACUAACCUGCAGAGACACAAAACCAGAAACAGUCUCCAGCUGUCUCCAGAAGUCGUGGCCUUCCAGAACAGUCUGCCCCUCAAGGAAGGGUGGGGCAGGCAGUACCCCCAAGCAGGCUGCCCCUAAAGGUGGGGAACCCUUCAUAGAAAACCCUUCACCCACCCCCCUAGAGACCCUGCCCUGUCAUCGGAGGCCAAAGGUCAACUGUACCCCCAGAAGGCACAGGGGAAGUUGGUGUGAAGACCCUUGAGUUUGUAUGCUGACUCAGGAUGGUGAGAUGCUGUGGUUGGGGGUGUGGGGGAGAACAGGAGGAAACAAACCAAACCCAAAACAGUAGUAUGGAGUAGUUCAAACCCUACCCGUGCUGUAGGGACAGAUCUGUGCUGACUGUACAAGUUUUACUUCUCUCAUCUUCAAAAUAUUUCAUGGUUUUUUUCCUCCUCGUUCUACUGAUUACGCUUUGUCAGAUUUGGAACUAAAUGGGCAAGGAGGCAUUCGGUCACAUCAUAUCUGUUUGAGAGCAGUCCACACUCUGCUCCCCGCUGGAGCCUCCAGUGCCCAGCCAUCCCUUGGCCUCCAUCCUAGGAGGACUGGGCUAGGAAGCACCGUAGGCUGGGAUGCUAUGAAAAUGGCAGUGCUCCUCACCCUCCUUCCCCUCCUCUUCUUCCGUUCCUUCUAAAGCAGUUAAUGUAGACAAACAUGGUGGUAGAAACAAGGUACGUGAUUCUGCAGUGUCACAACAGCCUUCUGCAUGGCUCUUGUUUGAUUCUGUUUUACCUACUUUUUUUUGUUGUCUCCAUUUUCCAGAUAUUUCCAGAAUUGUUGGAUAAUGCGCCACAGGCAAAUCUAAUCCUAGUGGGACCAUUUCUACUCUCCUUCUGCAUGCCAAACCAACCAAGGAUCUUUUCCUCCUCCUCCUCCUCUUCUCUCUCUCUCUCUCUCUCACACACACACACACACACACACACUGAAAACACACACACACUGAACACACACACACACACACACACACACACAUACACACACUGGCUGGUUCUCUGCCUACCUCCAAGUUUUACAAUCCAUAAUCUGGAAUCUGUGUCACAGCCCCCACAGGAGCCCUGUGACCCAUAGCUACACCACUCCUGUCACCUACAGAUGCUUUGAAGUGCCAUCCUUGGCAUUUCUUCCCUUUGGGUUUACUUCCACCAUUUCUUGGGUCCUCCAUUUAAAGGAAUCUUGACCACUUCCCUAGGGAGGGACCUAGUGAGUCACUGGUCCUUGAGUGUGGGGAGGAUCACCCAUUCUGCCUUGCCUGUAGGAUCAGCACUUGAGUACACUGUGGAAUAAAGAAUGGGCUCCAAAUGAGAAUGCCAGGAAGAUGCCCGAGCCAUCAAGCCUCCCUUCCCUCUCAACUCCUGCUGUGAUGGGCCCUCUGUUUUUGAGCACAUAAAGAUAUCUCCAUUUUAUAGUUGAAGACAGUAAGGCCUGGGGGCGGGAGGACUGGGACCUGCACAAGAUAUGCCAGAUGGCCUAGUGGGCUGCAUCAGGCUCAGGAAGCCCUCAUUUCCAGGAAUCUGCUAUCUCUGCUAUGCAUCCGGGAGAUAAGACUUCUCUUUUGUAUCCCAGGGCUAUUUCCAGAUUUUUAAGUCCACUCACCUCCCAGGCAAAAAUGCAAUAUUCUCUGCCUGGAUACCAGAUAGAAGCAAAAUUGAGUUUACAAAUCUAGUACCUGACGCACCUAUUGCCAGUUACGCUGUGUAGAUUUGUCUCUGGGUUGACUUAUUUCAUUUUCCUUACUGCCUCUCCCCAAAUGUCCCAAGAGCAGAGCCUCAGCUGUUUUCCUUAAGCAUCUAUCUUUCCCCCAUUGGCAAGUGGCUGAUGAAUUCACAUUUAGGGAAGCACACACACAGAUGGCAGAUGAGUCCCCAGCUCUUCCAACCCCCAAUCUGAGCUUUGAUGCAGAACAAAUGGAAAAGCACUGUCCACCCCCAUCCCCAACACACUUCUUCAUCUGGUCCCCUUGCAUGUCUCAGCCACCCCCAGGUCCCAACUCAGUCCCAACUCAGUCCCAUCGGUGUCUAUCUAGUGUGAGCAUCUCCCUUCUGACUCCUGCCUGUUUUUAGUCCACUAUAUAUUGCUGUAUUUGUUAAAUGCUGGAAAGUAACUGUUAAAAUGUGAAACUGUAAUUUUUUAAAAUGAAGGCUACAAUUACAUUAUAGCCAUUGCCACUCACCAAAUCUUUGCACUUAGUAGAUAGAUCGAUGUAAAAACAAAUACCAGAAACCUAAUUGUACAGUGAUUGGGGUGGGGGGUGUAGUAACAUAGUUAGUAGUCCUCAAUAUAGCCAAGCGUACAAGGGGAAGUGGUGUCUACCAAUGUUCAUCACCAUUAUUGAGAGCUGUACUGAUCAGUUAGUUUAUAACGGGCAUUUUAAAAUUUUUUAUUUUGGCUUCAUGGAAUGAUUUCCUAACCUCCAACUUACCCCGAGGUCAAGCCUUUUGUCUUUAUGUAUAACUCGUGUUCAGUCUGUUUUAGGAAUGAACCAGCAAGAUGUUCAUUUAAUUAAAACUGACCAAAGACAAUUAAUUCCUGGUCUAGUUUCCUGGGCACCGUGUGGCCCAGUUGCCACUAAAGACCUUUCUCCGAUCAAUUUGAGAACAAGCCGAGCUUCCAACCCGACUCACCCUCCCUGUCCUCCUUCUCUUUGUCCUCGUCGAGCUGCUCUGAGCUAUGGGAUCCUGUGAACAACUGUCGUUUUCCUUCUCUUCAGUGCUAACUUCUCACCUUGAAGCGCCUUUUGAACCCCCCGGACAGAGCACACAACUGGAGGGAAUUGUGGACGUGGGAAUUAAGAUGAGGGAGUCUUUUCUCUGAAGUCACUAAACUGGGGAUCAGGAGGGAAACGGAUUCCUAAGGAAUGGAAAGGUUUAUAUCCAAUGAAGAAAUCAAAUCGGAGUGGGAAGAGACACAGGGAAAUGGAGCCAUCCGUUGGCUACUGGCUGGAACCAGCAGUUCAGAGAUCUGCCUUAUAAACACUUUAGACUGGUGUGUGGUACGCAAGGGGAGCUGGUGGGAGAGAAGCCUGUCCAGAUGUUCCCUUCCUUGGCAUCUCCUAGAGUGCCUUGUUGGGUGCAUCCCUUUCUUAUUCAGGAGGCAUGGAUGCAGAGGAUAUAUCGUGACUUGGUACUUGGUCAUCAUUGGGUGGCCAGCGCACAUACAUUUGGAACGAGUGCUGAAAAACUCUCCAAGGACUAACACAACAGCCCUCCCUCUCAGCCUUUCUGUUUCUAACUUUUCCUCUUCCAGAUGGUUCCACACUAGAGCAAACGCCUCAUUCUUCUGAAAAACCCAGAAAGAGGUGGAGUGGGGUGUCAUUUCUAGCUGCGGUAGUGGGUCCUGUCGUACUGGGAGGGAAAGGCGUGACAGGGGAGGAGAAGGCAGAAAGGGGUGAACCAAGGCAUUGCUUAGCUGAUUUUCUGCUGUGCAGAGCUAAGGCUGACAGUUCGUGUCCACUUCCCUGGGGUUCUCUGGGGUCUCUUCUCCACUGAGAUGAAUGCCAAGUGGAGAAUUCCACAUACUCCAAGCUACCCAUGGGAACGGCCAGAAGGGACUUCACUGUCAGUCCGAGACCUCCUGACCUCUUAAAGCUGAUCUGCCAGCAUACUGUUGUCCCAUCCUUUGGGACUGGCCAAAUGGCUAUUGCAGUCCUUUGCUGACAACUCCUUUCUGUGCAAACUGUCCCAGGCAAAUCACAAAGCUGUUCCUUAAAGUGGAACCGCCAGAUUGCACUUUCCUUCCGUGAUGGAAGUGGGUCGAGGCUAGCUCUGCUGCCCAGGCCCUCGUUCCAGGCAGUGUGACUGUUUACAUGGUUUGGCAAUAGGUUUGCUUCUGAUUGCUUCAGAGUGGCUGGUCUGUUUUGUUUGCUUUGCUUUCUUUCUUCCCCCAAAUUAUGACAGGAAAAACAAACUGAAACCACCCUAGGAAAUUGCUGGUUGCCUGUCCCCAUGUGAUGCUAACUGUUGCCCUCUUCUGGGUAUCAUUUCUCUACCUUAUGACCAAAAUGCCCGUCCUAUAGAGUGUCUGAUUGGAUCCUCUGUUGCGUAUUCUGAUGGUGCCUGCUGGUUUGAUGUGGAGCUAUCCUGUGAAAUAAAACAGCUUAACUUUUUCUCAAA